This is a messenger RNA of Trichoplax adhaerens, 888 nucleotides long. RefSeq lists its product as uncharacterized. Gene Ontology annotation, biological process: GPI anchor biosynthetic process. NCBI's taxonomy places the organism in Eukaryota, Metazoa, Placozoa, Uniplacotomia, Trichoplacea, Trichoplacidae. The record is from RefSeq and is a predicted model, not a curated record. The transcript is spliced from 8 exons. Bases 1 to 888 code for a protein of 295 amino acids. Gene Ontology annotation, cellular component: endoplasmic reticulum membrane.
AUGGCAGUGCUACAUCGAUAUAGAACGAUUUAUAUUUUAUUAUCCUUUGUCAUUGGCAUAUCGAUUACUAAUUGCACCCACAAUUUACGUCAACAUGAUUCCCAUCCCAUGCAAAAUUCACCGCUAUAUCCAGAUAAAAGAGACGAUGGUUGUCAUAAAGAUGAGAAUAAAAACUUAGCCUCUAUCGAUCGAUCUGCAGCACUGGAAGGUUUUCAUAGGGAUUUAAUAACCAAAAUCAACUUUCGCUCCGAGGUUAAGUCAAAUUUAACUUCAUUUUCCGAUCAAUGCUCAUUAUUACUGGUAGAAAGGUUACCAACGGGUAUUUAUGUCGAUUUAGACCAGGUAGCAGAAAUGGAAAGGCUACUUAAAGAUAUCUCGGUUAUAUCUUCUGACAGAAUCGAUGUCGAAAAACCUGCUCAUUUAUCAACGGAGCAUUUACUCCUGGUAUAUGCAAGAAUAAACCCAAUUACUGACGUAAGAUCUACUAAGGUCUCACUUCCAAUCCACCUACGUUAUCACCUACCCCAGGACGACUGGUAUGGCUACACAGAAGUUGUUAUGCCUCGUCCAAUGUUAAUACUUAUCCAUUGUGAUAAAGAACUACCGGAAUUCCAGUGUCAACCUAAAUAUACAGCUCCAUGCAGCAAUUCGAAUAAGAGUUCUUGCGUUUGGAAUCUCCUUUAUGAUAAUGAAAAUGAAGAUUCAGGCAAUGAAAUUAUUCUUAAGGUACCUGUUGGAAUUGUGAAGCAUGGAGUUUUAGUCUCAAUUGGAACGAUUAUUUCUGCAAUUGCUGGAACAAUUAUUUUAAUUAUAGCUAUAAAAAAUGCAUUCAGCGGAAAGGCAACGUACAAAGACAGGAAUUACGUUUUAAAAUCAAAAGUGCAGUAG